Messenger RNA from Hemicordylus capensis (graceful crag lizard), 5948 nucleotides. It is a transcript of the gene ANO2, whose product is annotated as anoctamin 2. Gene Ontology annotation, cellular component: plasma membrane. Lineage: Eukaryota; Metazoa; Chordata; Lepidosauria; Squamata; Cordylidae. The record is from RefSeq and is a predicted model, not a curated record. Bases 1 to 2766 code for a protein of 921 amino acids. Gene Ontology annotation, molecular function: protein dimerization activity; chloride channel activity. The transcript has 23 exons. Gene Ontology annotation, biological process: chloride transmembrane transport.
AUGCAUUUUCGAGACAGCAAAAGGAAAGUGGACUAUGUUUUAGCUUAUCACUACCGAAAACAUUCUUCAUACCCCGAUGGUGGCUCUCCAGGCCCUUUGCACAGACCUGCCUCUUUGGCUAUUAUUUCUAAUGGGGAGACAUCCAAAAGCCAACCUGAACAGCAGCAGCAUCAUGACCAGGAUGUACCCAAUCCAGAUGCUCAGAUAAUUGAUCUGGGUCCACUAGAUGCUUUGGAGGAAGCAAAACGGGAGCAGAGGGAUGAGUUUGAACGUAACUUGGUGGAAGCUGGUCUGGAAAUAGAGAAAGAUGUAGAGAAUAAGAGCCAAGGAUUGAGUUUUGUUCGAAUACAUGCGCCGUGGAAUGUACUUAGCCGAGAAGCAGAGAUUCUUAAAAUAAAAAUGCCCACUAAAAAGACAUAUGAAAUAAAGGAAGAACGUGGAAUUGUCAACAAGCUGUCUGAAAUAUGGGACAAAUUUACAAAACCUUUGCAGCCCAACGUGCCACAGCAAAACACCACCAGGAUGAAGAAUUUGUCUUACCCCUUUUCCAGAGAAAAAAUCUAUUUGUACAAUGUUCAGGAGAAAGACACAUUUUUUGACAACACUACCCGCAGUCGAAUAGUACAUGAAAUUUUGAAGCGCACAUAUAGUACAAAAGCCAAAAACAGUAUGGGUAUUAACACAUUAAUAGCAAACAAUGUCUAUGAAACAGCCUAUUCCCUUCAUGAUGGUGAAUAUGAAGGUGAAAACAAAGAAAUAAACGAAAGAAAGUUGCUGUAUCGAGAAUGGGCACGAUAUGGAGCAUUUUACAAGUUUCAGCCUAUUGACCUCAUAAGAAAGUAUUUUGGAGAAAAAAUUGGCUUGUAUUUUGCUUGGUUGGGCUUAUACACAGAGUUCCUUAUUCCAUCUUCUCUAGUUGGAAUCAUAGUGUUCCUGUAUGGAUGCAUGACCAUUGAAAGUGACAUUCCUAGCAAGGAGAUGUGUGACCAACAUAAUGCCUUCACCAUGUGCCCUCUCUGUGACAAGACAUGUGACUACUGGAACCUCAGUAGUGCCUGUGCUACGGCACGUGCCAGCCACUUAUUCGACAACCCUGCCACAGUCUUCUUCUCCAUUUUCAUGGCUCUCUGGGCCACAAUGUUCCUUGAAAAUUGGAAGCGUUUGCAAAUGAGACUGAGUUACUUUUGGGACUUAACUGGCUUGGAGGAAGAAGAAGAACAUCCCAGACCAGAAUAUGAAACCAAACUACUACAGAAGAGAAAAACUGAAAAAAGCAAAAUAAUGAAUCAAGAUGAGCAGGAUGAAGAGGACAAACUGACCUGGAAAGACCGUACCCCUGGCUAUCUAGUGAACUUGGCAUCAAUCUUAUUUAUGAUUUCCCUGACAUUUUCAUUAGUCUUUGGUGUGAUUGUGUACCGAAUAACUACAGCGGCAGCACUGUCAAUGAGUACCAGUGAGUCAACCAAAUCAAACGUUCGUGUGACAGUGACGGCAACCGCUGUCAUCAUUAACCUUGUUGUGAUACUUAUCCUAGAUGAGAUUUACGGAGUGGUUGCCAAAUGGUUGACGGAAAUGGAGGUACCAAAAACAGAGAGAGCCUUUGAGGAGAGGCUAAUUUUGAAGGCUUUUCUGCUGAAAUUUGUGAAUUCUUAUGCACCAAUUUUUUAUGUGGCCUUUUUUAAAGGAAGGUUUGUUGGUCGACCUGGACAUUAUGUAUAUGUGUUUGCUGGUUACCGAAUGGAAGAAUGUGCUCCAGGAGGCUGUCUCAUGGAACUUUGCAUUCAGCUGAGCAUUAUAAUGUUGGGAAAGCAACUGAUCCAAAACAAUAUCUUUGAAAUUGGAGUCCCUAAGUUAAAGAAGCUGUUCCGGAAGCUAAAGGAUGAGCGACCUCAGACAAAAGAAAGUGACUCUGACUCUUCCAAACAACCCCAGCAGUGGGAACUGGACUAUGUCUUGGAACCUUUCACUGGGCUGACUCCAGAAUACAUGGAAAUGAUCAUACAGUUUGGCUUCGUCACACUCUUUGUAGCUUCCUUUCCUCUGGCCCCAGUGUUUGCUCUGCUCAACAAUAUCAUUGAAGUCCGGCUUGAUGCCAAAAAGUUUGUCACUGAGCUGAGAAGGCCAGAUGCAGUAAGAGCAAAAGAUAUAGGAAUUUGGUUUAAUAUUUUGAGUGGCAUCGGCAAGUUUUCAGUUAUAAUUAAUGCCUUUGUCAUUUCCGUCACUUCUGAUUUCAUUCCACGCCUUGUCUAUCAAUACGCAUACAGUAACAAUGGAACCAUGCACGGCUUCAUCAAUCACACACUUUCAUACUUCAAUGUCAGCCAUUUCAAGGCUGGAACCCAGCCAGAAAGUUCACCGUUACAGGACGUUUCUUUUUGCAGGUUCAAAGAUUAUAGAGAACCACCAUGGUCCGAAAACCAAUAUGAAUUUUCUAAGCAAUACUGGUCUGUUUUAUCUGCCCGUUUGGCAUUUGUCAUUAUUUUUCAGAACUUGGUAAUGUUCCUCAGCGUGCUUGUUGACUGGAUGAUUCCAGACAUCCCCAAGGACAUCAGUGAGCAGAUCAAGCAGGAGAAAAGUGUGCUGGUUGAUUUCUUCUUGAAGAAAGAGCAUGAGAAACUAAAACUGAUAGAAAAGUUUAUCAUGAGGGACAAGCAAAAGAGCAGGAGUGAAACAAGAGGAAGAAGAAUUCGGGCAGCAAGUUUCUCCCAGUUUAACCGAAGCCGAGGCAGCUUUACAUCCUUUAGCUCACAACACACUGAUGUUUGAUCCCCAAAAGGCACAUCUGUAUCACAGACUUGAAAUGAUUUAAUACUCAUUUUUUUCUUCCUAGGGAACUCUGAGAACUAUAGUAUGGUAAGGGGACUAGGAGUCUUAGCAGAAGAUUCACAGCAUGCUCACCAAGCUGUGGUCCCCAGAAUUCUAUUGGAGGGCAAGACAUGACUGUUAAACUGGUGUAACGCAGAUGUGAGUUUGUGAUAUAUGCCCUAAGAUGAAAAACUGCCCUUAUGAAGCAUAUGCAAUACUCAAGUAUCUACUGUAUGAUAUGAUCUAGAAGGAGUAAGGAGAGAGAGGAGCAGAGGUGGAUAUAGAUCUGGUGGAGGGAUUAUAUUGACUUUCAGAAACUUUUGUAAAACCAGUAGUUAAUUUUUUCUCAAAGUUUUGUCAAGACCUGAGGCAAGAGUUCUCAGCUGUGUACUUUUGCCUCAUAAUCUGAGGGACAGGUGAACCUCCUUCAGUUCUCAGGGGAGUGAAAUUCAGGGUGGAAAUUAAACUCACCAUGGCUACAGCCAUCUUCCCCCCUCCCGCCCCCCGGUGGCCACCUUAAAAAAAUAAUAAUCCCAAAACCCACUAGAAUGAUGCUACAUGUAUACAUAAGAACCUAUACUAAGUCAGGCCUUUGGUCCAUCUUGCUCAGUAUUUUCUACACUACUGGCAAGAGUUUCCCGGAGUUUCAGAUGGGUAUUUCACAGCCCUAUCUGGAGAUGUCAGGGAUUUAACCUGGGGCAAAGCAAAUGCUCUUCCAGUGAGUUGCAGUCCUCCUCUAAUGAUGACCUAGAAUCACUCUGAUGAGGGUCUUGGGUAAAAAAGGCAUGUGUACUGGGGGUUGCCAUCCUUUUACACCAAGCCGUCAUUAGAGUCACUACAUAAUCAUGUAGCAUCAUUUUGUUGGGGUAAACAUAGUAACUGGCUGCUCUCCCACCUCUAAAAAUCACUGAAAUACUGCCACAGUUUCACCAAUGGGAUGGUGAUGUGGGCUGUGCAGUUUGCUGUAGCUCCCAUUUAUUAGCUAUUCAACCUGUAACACACUCAGAAUAUAUUUGUGCAAUAAAUGUACAUAAUUUUAUAUCAGUUUAACUGUGUUGUGGCUUUCCGCAAACUCUGGGAAUUGUAUUUUGAUGAGAUAUUGAGACUUCUGUUCUAAAGAUCCCUAGCUCCACUCACACAACAAAGACAAUUCUCAGGAUUCCAUACAGAGGAACUACUUUUAAACCAGUUUAAAGUAUUAAUAUAGAUACAUCCACCAAGUGAAGCAGUGAAUAUAAGUGGGCCUGAAAUGUACUAAAGAAUGUAAAAUGGGAUUCUUUACCCCUCUUCCAUUCAUAGAUCUACUCUCUGCAUUACACUUCUUUCCAGUUUACACCUCAGAUGUUUCAUGUGCAGAUCUAAACAUGCAAUGUGAAUGUGGCAAACACAAGUUUGAAACCAUGUAACAUAAGACAUACUUGACAGGAAGCUAAGAUUGGCUGUGUUAGCAUACUCUCUGUGUGCCAGACUGUUCAUUAUGCCCAUCUUUCAUUGCUGGACUUGGCAAAAAAAGUAAGCCAGAAGUGUCCCUUUGGUGUUAAAAAACAAAACAAAAACCAGUCACAGGGGAUCCCAUUCUGACUCAGGACCACUGUGAAUGACGAGAGGGGUUAACAAUUUUCCUGUUUAAAAUUUAACACACACACACACACACACACACACACCGAAGCAGCUAUUUGCCCUGAAAUGGCUAUUUGCAGCUCAAAAGACAACAAAAUUCAAGAGAUAGAAUAAGGUUUUCAUAGCUUUGUGACCCCACUGCUUUUUUCUUUGUACCCUCUGUGUGUGUAGAUAUAGCUAUGUAAACAUCUCUGACAACAUGUGUUCUGACCACGAACAUCUGUUCGUUUUUACAGCUCCAGAGGAUUCUUGAUGCUUUUUGCUGCAGCAGACAAAUACAUAUUCUCCAGAGAACAUCAAGGCCUAAAGCCAUCAUUCACCUGAUGAAAUGCAUUCCAUGCAUUUUAGAAUCUGAUCCCCUUUGCUCAGGCAACACCUCUGCAACUUUGCAGAUACAGAAUGCUUGUAGGCAAAGCCUUCCUCAUCACUUUACCUCCAUGACAGAAAAUCUUCUGAGUGCUGGGCUGCUGUUAAAGCCACAGUAGCAGGCCAGUAAAAAUAGGGCUGAAACUCACCUGUGCCUCAAGUCACCUAAUUUUUGAGGCUGGGAAUUUUCAGGGCACGGCACACCUACAAUACAGAUAUAAAAUGGUUUCCUUCUCCUCAGUGAAUUCUGGCAAUUGUAGUUCGAGCAGGGAGCAUAGGUGGGAAUCUGUAACAGAAAGUUCUUGGAAGGUUCCCCCAAAGAAAGGGUUUUUGAGGAAAGCCAUGACAGUUAAACUGGUAUAAAACUUCUGUAGCCUUAUAGUGUUGGUAUGUCCAAAGAACAUACCAAAUGUAUAUGAGAUGUACGCUAGAAUGGCAAUACUGUUGAAUCACAAUACCUCUUGGUGGGACUUCUGUCUCCUCAUCAGAUAGUUUUCCCCCUCUCCAGAACAUCUGGAAAUGAAAGCAACAACAAGCAAGAACAAAUAUUUAUGGUUACUGAGCACUCUGACCUUUGGUAAUGUUACUUUUUGCUUGGCAGAAGUUUCAUUAAAUGUACUUACAGACAAAGAGUAAAAAGACACAUCUGACACAUAGAGAAAUUAGUGUGGUUUUCCCCCCAGAGCUCAAUCUUCCUCCCUUGGAGCUGCAAGUCCAUAGGUUACAAUUUGUACCAAUUCCGACAUACAAAAAUGCAUGCGCCUAGCACCAUUUAGGAAGUGCACCAACAUGUAUAAAUUAGGAUUGCCAUCUUGCAACCCAGGCAGCCUACCUGUCCUUUUAGCAGUGCUAAUGUAAUGGAAGAGGUUGCCACCACAGUGCUGUAACCAUGUUCUGACCUGGUCUUAUUGCUCACCUGCCACAUCUAAUGAAGUGGGAUGUUAAUGAUUCUGCACCUCAGAUGGAAUUGAAGAGAAGAGAGGAGAGGAGAGGAGAGGAGAAGAGAAGAGAAGAGAAGAGAGAGCAAUGGAACCUGGAAGGAGCCGCGGGGAAGUGGAGCACUAGUGGCAACCUCUCCUGCUGUAUCAGUGAUUGACAUACAGAGCAAGGAAGCACCAGUACAGCAAGAGAGUAGCCCAACAGAACUUUCCAACUCA